GAACUUGUUUUGGCACUUUAUUUAUUAUCUCCACGUCCUGUUCCCCUUUAUCCUUAUCCUGUGCUCUUCUUGUAUAUCCUAUUUUCUGUGUUUCUCUAUAUCCCACAUCUCAGACAGCUAUAAUGUCCAUAAAUCACCUUGAUUCUGCUUCAAUAUCUUCUUUGGACUCCACCAUUGCUUCUGGUUCCACAGUAGCAACAACCUCUCUACCCACAACCAACAAUGUCUCUCCAACCGACAAAAGACCCAAAACAAAACCCAGAUCAAACACGACUUCGAAAUUAAAAGUCAAACGAGUCCCCUUGUUUUUAAAAGUCAACAAUUCUCAUGAGAAAUUGCCCAAAUCUUGCCUCUCAACGUCGAGUUUAUACUCUUUGAACCACAAUAUUACUAAUCAAAAUAACAACAAUCAAAUCAAUUUUUCUGAUGAUAAAAAUGACAACAAAAAUGAUAAAUCUUAUAAUAAAGACUUUUUCACUCAAGACAAAAGUGUAAAUGAAAAUAAAAACCUCAAAAUCUCAAAGGAUGUCAAACCAAAUUCAGAUUAUUACCCCAUAUUUUUAUUAGAUGAAAGUUUAGAAAAAAGACAUGCAAUUCAUGGGGGCGAAGGCUCAAGAAUUCCUUCUGCAAAACCUUUAACUGCAAAGGAAAAUGAUCCUUCAACCACAUCCUCUAUUUUAAAUGGUGAUGGAUCAGGAAGAUCAUCAAGAAACAUGAGCAGACACUCUUCUUUAAAAUCAAAUCACUCACUUAAGUUAAAUCCAACAAAUCCCACAAAUCUGUCAAACAGAACUAUAACAAGUGCAAAUGUAAAUUCUCUUAUAAACAAUAUAAAUUCUUUAAGAUUAAAUAGUAAUUCAACCAGUUACAACUCGAUUUAUACUUCAAAAAAUGAGAAUCUAUACCAGAAUAACAGCAACAGCAACAGUAAAAAUAACAAUAUUAACUUCAAUCCUAAUCCUAAUUCUAAUCUUAAUCUUAAUCCUGAUACCAAUCCUAAUCCUAAUCCUAAUCCUAAUCCUAAUCCUAAUCCUAAUACUAAUACUAAUACUAAUCUUAAUAUUAAUACUAAUAGCUACAAUUGCAUGUCAAAUAUAAAUUCGUCAAAUGAAUCACUAUAUAACAAUUUUAAGCUAUUAAAUCCAAUAAAUAAAUAUAUUCCGUCAAAAGAUGACAAUAAAAUACAUUUAUUAAUUGGUGUAACUGGAUGCAUAUCAGCUUUAAAAAUUAUACCUUUAAUUCGAAAAUUAUUCGAAAUUUACACUCAGGAUAAUUUAUCAAUCCAAUUGGUUUUAACCUCUGGGGCUUUGAAAAUCUUGAAUUUACAAGAUUCUUACAAGGACGAUGACUCAGUAGAUUUUAAAGGAUUGAUUAACGGUAUUAAUACAAAUUCUUUUUCAAAAAAUAACACUAAUAUUAAUGUCAAAAAUGAACUUGAAAAUAGCACUAAAAAUUCUCAUAAUGAUUCGAGAUUUUUCGCUAAUAAAAAAUCAAAUUGGAAAAGAUUAAAUGAAAUCGGUAUUAAAAAAAUUUGGAUUGAUGAAGAUGAGUUCAAUUAUUAUUUCCGUUUAAAGAAUAUUAAAAGAAUUAAUAUUUUGAAUAAAAAUAAUAACCUAUUAAAAUCUCAUACUUUUAAUCAAGUAGAUCAAGAUCAAAAUCAAACCAAUACCGUCAAUGUUCCCAAUAAAUUCCAAACAGAACCAAUCUUGCAUAUGGAAUUAAGAAAAUGGGCAGAUUUAAUGUUAAUAGCUCCUUUAUCAGCUAAUACUUUGGCCAAAAUUGUCAAUGGGAUAUCCGACAAUUUACUAUCUUUAAUAAUCAACACUUGGAACCCUCAAAAACCUAUUAUUUCGGCAAUGGCUUUAAACUCUUUUAGCUUUUCAAAUCCAAUUACAAAAAUCCAAUUGGAUUUAAUCAAACGCGAUUAUCCUUAUAUUCAAAUUUUAAGACCUGUUGAAAAAGUCAUUUCCAGCAGAAAUCAAACAAUUUCCAUGGGUGGAAUGAGAGAAUAUACUGAUAUUGUUGAUAUAUUAGUCAAAAAAUUAGGCCCACCUGAUGAUUUUGAUGAAGAGGAAGAUGAUGAAGAUGAUGAUGAUGAAGAUGGGAACAACGAAAAAAACAACCAGGCUGAUGAUGAUGAUGACGACGACGAUGACGAUGACGAUGAUUCUGAAAGCAAUAAUGAUAGAAAUGUUAAUCCAGAUUUGACUCAGGAUACUGAUACUAAUAGCGAUGAUGAAAAUGAAUUUCAUGAUGCUAAAGAGGAGGUUGAUAAUAAAUAAAAAAAACCUCGAUUUAAAUUUUUUUUCUUAUUUUUUUUCCUUUUCCUUUCUUUUUGUUUAUAAAUUUUAUUAAAAAAAGGGUUUAUGCUAUUUUGGUUUAAUAAAAAAACAGCUGCAAAAAAAACAAAAAAAACUGG
This is a messenger RNA of Ascoidea rubescens DSM 1968, 2419 nucleotides long. Its product is annotated as flavoprotein. Gene Ontology annotation, molecular function: FMN binding; phosphopantothenoylcysteine decarboxylase activity. Gene Ontology annotation, biological process: coenzyme A biosynthetic process. Gene Ontology annotation, cellular component: phosphopantothenoylcysteine decarboxylase complex. The coding region runs from base 123 to 2282 and encodes 719 amino acids. The transcript has a single exon. The record is from RefSeq and is a predicted model, not a curated record. NCBI's taxonomy places the organism in Eukaryota, Fungi, Ascomycota, Saccharomycetes, Ascoideales, Ascoideaceae.